AUGAUAUCAAAUCGUCACAUGGCACGCUGUUUCGCCCUAGUAUCCAAAUUGCUCGCUUCCAGAAGGGUUCUCUCAGCUGCAGCUAGGGUGAACGACGCCAUGUGCGGACUUUCAACGGAAAUGAAAGAAUUUAGAGCAGCCCUUCAUGCGUUUACUGCAGCAGAAAUAGAUCCACUAUCGGCCUCUAUUGACAGCUUAGACUGCCUCAACGAUCCCAAGGCGUUGUGGAAAAAGAUGGGAGAUAUGGGUCUGUUGGGGCUAACCGCUCCAGCUCAGUGUAUAGCUACGGAAGAGAUAUCUCGAGCGUCGGGUUCCAUCGGACUAAGCUACGGGGCGCAUUCCAACUUAUGCGUCAACCAACUUGUCCGGCAUGCUUCCGAAAAACAGGCUGAACGGUAUCUCCCUGGCCUAAUCUCCGGUGACCUCAUCGGGGCGCUUGCAAUGAGUGAAGUGGAUUCCGGAUCUGACGUUGUCAGCAUGCGCACCAUUGCCGAGCCCAACGGUGACCAUUACAUUCUGAAUGGGUCCAAAUUUUGGAUAACCAACGGCCCCGAUGCAGAUGUACUCAUCGUAUAUGCAAAGACAGAUCCAAAGAAUCCCAACCCGCGGCACGGCAUAUCGGCAUUCAUCGUUGAAUCGUCUACUCCUGGAUUCAGCGUAGGAAAGAAGAUACGCAAGCUUGGAAUGCGUGGAUCACACACAAGUGAAAUCAUUUUCGACCAGUGCAAAAUUCCAGCCUCCAAUCUCCUGGGCGAACUUAACCGGGGAGUCUAUUUACUCAUGUCUGGUUUGGAUAUCGAACGUCUCGUUCUGUCCGCUGGUCCCAUCGGUCUAAUGCAGGCCGCAUGCGAUGUGGCUUUCGCCUACGCCCAGGAACGUCAAGCUUUCGGUACACCUAUUGCAGAGCACGGUAUGAUUCAGGCCAAAAUGGCUGACAUGUACACGCAGCUACAGGUCAGUCGAGUGUACACCUACUCAUUAGCGCAAACGGUCGACCAAGUGGGCCCAUCUGCUUUUGGGCAAAAAGGUGGCCUCAUGAACAUCGAUUGUGCCGCAGUUAUACUCCACAACGCCGAGGCUGCCACUAAAGUUGCUCUAGAUGCUAUACAGAUUUUAGGUGGUAACGGGUACACCGAGGAUUUCCCCCUCAGUCGGAUCUUGCGGGACGCGAAAUUGUACGAGAUCGGAGCAGGCACUAGUGAAAUUCGUCGGCUCGUGAUUGCUCGAGGUAUCAACUCGCAUUACCGUUGCUGA
Messenger RNA from Dicrocoelium dendriticum, 1254 nucleotides. The record is from the annotation of a GenBank genome assembly. Lineage: Eukaryota; Metazoa; Platyhelminthes; Trematoda; Plagiorchiida; Dicrocoeliidae.